Messenger RNA from Nymphalis io (European peacock), 1557 nucleotides. RefSeq lists its product as uncharacterized. Gene Ontology annotation, biological process: centriole replication; mitotic cell cycle. The record is from RefSeq and is a predicted model, not a curated record. The transcript has 3 exons. Gene Ontology annotation, cellular component: centriole; centrosome. The coding region runs from base 193 to 732 and encodes 179 amino acids. Lineage: Eukaryota; Metazoa; Arthropoda; Insecta; Lepidoptera; Nymphalidae. Gene Ontology annotation, molecular function: calcium ion binding.
CUGUCUACGACAGCAGAUUAUUGUGACGAAUGUUGACAAUUUGACACUUGCGCGAGAUUACGAAUUAUUAUUGUUUUGAAUAUAUUGUAAUAUUAAGCAUUCUGAAAAAUUGUGGGUGUAAUUUGUUUGAUUCAAUUAAAAUAACAUUUGAAAUAAUAUUCAGUGCAACAACUCAUAUUAACUGUCUGAAUAAUGACAACUGCUGUUACUAGUUCCCAAAAAAAGAACGUGAAUUCCAACAAUGCCCAGCCCGGUGGAGUGCGUAAGAAAUCGGGGCCUAAGUUCGAACUGUCGGAAGAGCAAAAAAGAGAUAUAAAAGAAGCUUUUGAUUUAUUUGACACUGAAAAUACAGGCAAAAUUGACACGAAGGAGCUGAAGGUCGCUAUUAGAGCUCUUGGGUUUGAACCUAAAAAAGAAGAGAUCAAGAAAAUGAUUGCAGAAAUUGAUAAAGGUGAUGGAAAAGUUUCAUUUGAAGAUUUUAUGGAUUUAAUGACUGUGAAAAUGGCAGAAAAGGAUACAAAAGAAGAGAUUAUGAAAGCUUUUAAAUUAUUUGAUGAUGAUGAAACAGGUAAAAUUUCAUUUAAGAAUCUAAAACGAGUGGCACGGGAAUUAGGUGAGACAUUAACCGACGAGGAAUUGCAUGAAAUGAUUGAUGAAGCUGAUAGAGAUGGUGAUGGUGAAAUAAACCAAGAAGAAUUUUUAAGAAUAAUGAAGAAAACUAGCCUCUAUUAAUAAUUUAUAGAUUUUUCAAGAUCAAUUAAUAUAAUAUGCUUAAUUUUCUUGCACAAAAUGGAUCUGUUAUUAUGUAUUUUAUGUUAUAAAAAUAGUUUAUAAGUAUAACUCAAUAAGCGAUAUAUCCUACUAAUAACAGAUGAAGUGUAGCGUAAUAUCCUGGCUUUAAAUGAAUAUGAUCUGCAACAGUAUAUGUAUUGGUAUUAAAAUUAACAUUUUCACUGCCGUUUACCUGAAUUCAUAUCUAAACAAGUUAAAAUAAUAAAAUUUGUAGCAUUCUUAUUUUAAAAAAUAAUUCCUCCAUAUCUUUUUUCUAUAUUUGUAAUUAAAAAAAACCUAACAUUAAAUAUUAUUAUGUUCCGAACUAAUGUGGUGCGACGCCGGUUUCGGACACAGACUGUUAGAAAUUCAUCACGCUGAUAUAUUCUAAAAUAUAUGUUUGUUUUGGUUCCGCAUCUGUCAUAGUUUUAGUAGAUCAGCUUAGCAGUGAAACUGUUUGAACUUAUAUUUAUUAAUAUUAUUUCUGAUAGUAUUGCUUCCUUUUUAAGAUUUUUCAUCAGAUCAACAUAAUUACUUCUUUUUACAAGAAUUUCCUGUGCUCUGUGGUUAUUAAUCUAAUAUUAAGUCUGUAUUGUUUAAGAAUCUAUCACUGCACCAAACUGUUGUCUAGUCAUAUCCUGGACAUAUGACUGAUAUUGUAAAACUCAAUUUCAAAGUAUUUUACUAUUAUAAAAUAAAAGCCUAUAAAACUUGAAAUUUUUAAUUAUAUUAUAAAAAGUCUAUUUUAAUUAAAGUUAUGAAUGACUUAAAGUGUAGUUUUACUAA